Messenger RNA from Melanotaenia boesemani (Boeseman's rainbowfish), 2587 nucleotides. RefSeq names its product phosphorylase b kinase gamma catalytic chain, skeletal muscle/heart isoform-like. Gene Ontology annotation, cellular component: phosphorylase kinase complex. NCBI's taxonomy places the organism in Eukaryota, Metazoa, Chordata, Actinopteri, Atheriniformes, Melanotaeniidae. Gene Ontology annotation, molecular function: phosphorylase kinase activity; calmodulin binding; ATP binding. The record is from RefSeq and is a predicted model, not a curated record. Bases 462 to 1646 code for a protein of 394 amino acids. The transcript has 10 exons. Gene Ontology annotation, biological process: glycogen biosynthetic process; protein phosphorylation.
UUACGUCUCAGUUCUUAGAAUUGAAGAGCUUCAAAGCGGGAAAGACACAGCAGUCUUUCCUGCACCUGUUGUGUUGCUCUAGUCUCGGUGUAAAACCACAAAUUUAACAUUGUAUGUAGGCAUUUGUCUCUAAAUGCGUCGAGGUGAACGUUGGAGCUGCCGGGUGCUAUUUCAUGGAUCUGGUUUUUGCGCGUGCAGUGUUGCUGCGGCGGCAACUAUUUAUUUUUGGCAUCUGACAUUAAAGCUCACCCUUUACAACAUGGCAGCAGCGACCCCACAAAUCCGCGACAGCGCCGGAGUCUGACUGGACCUCUUUGUUUGCGGUUUUUACUUUGUGGACAGACUGAGCGCAGAUAAAUGAUUUCUUUUUACUAUCUCUGGCACUGACAAACACGCUUGUUGUGAGCUGUAAGAAGAGAGUAGUUGUGUGCCGUUGGUGGUGAACCAGCAUUGCCCCCAUCAUGACCAAAGAGGAGGAGAUUCCUGACUGGGUGGGAGCCAAGGAGUUCUAUGACAAGUAUGAGCCCAAGGAGAUUCUGGGCAGGGGAGUGAGCAGCGUGGUGCGUCGCUGCAUCAACAAGCGGACGUCUCAGGAAUAUGCGGUGAAGAUCAUCGACAUCACCCCCUCUGACAAGAUGACUCCGGAGGAGAUCGAGGAAAUCAGGGAUGCCACCGAGAAGGAGAUUGACAUCCUCAAGAAAGUCUGUGGACAGGAAAACAUCAUACAGCUCAAAGACUGCUACGAGUCCAAAGCCUUCUUCUUCCUGGUUUUUGACCUGAUGAAGAAAGGUGAACUUUUUGACUACCUCACAGAAAAAGUUACUUUGAGUGAGAAGGAAACCAGAAACAUCAUGCGCGCUUUGCUGGAUGUCGUCCAGUUUCUUCAUGCACAAAACAUCAUCCACCGGGAUCUGAAGCCAGAGAACAUCCUUUUAGAUGAUGAUAUGAACAUCAAACUCACUGACUUUGGCUUUGCUGUGCAAAUCCAUCCAGGACAGACUCUUAAAGAGGUCUUUGGAACUCCUGGUUAUCUUGCUCCAGAGAUCAUUGAGUGCUCCAUGGAUGCAGGACACCCAGGAUAUGGUACAGCUGUGGACAUAUGGAGUUCAGGUGUUAUCAUGUACACGCUGCUUGCUGGCUCUCCACCAUUCUGGCACAGGAAACAGAUGCUAAUGCUGCGCAUGAUCUUGGCAGGGAAAUAUGACUUCUCAUCUCCAGAGUGGGAGGACCGCUCAGACACUGUCAAAGAUUUGAUCUCGAGAAUGUUGGUGGUGGACCCAAAGCAGCGUUUCACUGCUAUGGAUGCUCUCAACCACCCGUUCUUCUCACAGUAUGUGGUAAACGAAGUGCGACAGUUCAGUCCAUACAGGCGGUUCAAGGUCAUCUGUAUGACAGUGCUCGCUACAAUGCGGAUCUACUGCAAUUACCGCCGUGCCAAACCUGUCACCAAAGAGGUGAUCAAGAGUGACCCAUAUGCCGUCAAGCCCAUCCGUAAGCUCAUCGAUGCCUGUGCAUUCAAGAUCUACGGCCACUGGGUCAAGAAGGGUCAAACUCAGAACAGAGCAGCGCUCUUUGAAAACUCUCCAAAGGCCAUCUUGCUGUCAAUAGCUGCUGAGGCUGAUGAGCAGGGCCAGCACAGCUGGUAACAAACCUGCAAGAACUGAGAUUUGCGCCUACUCCUGCUUCCUUUGUAUGACAGAAAUGAACUGGUAAACUAUGGCAGUGCUGAUAAAGUUUGUUUAAGCAUGCUUUGCUCAAUAAUAAAAAGUAGUAUUGUUUAGUAAUUUAUCACAACUCCUCAGUUUAAUAUCUUGAAGAUGAAACUGAUAAAACACGUUGCUUUCUUUGUUGUUCUUCUGGAAAAUAAGUUAUUUUUAAGUGAAUGUAGCAACUGCAGCGACUAAACUGCAGUCUGUAAGUUUAUUUCAUGUCUUCCUCCAUCAUAUGGGGGUAUUUCCCCAUUUUUAAUCAAAAGCAUAAUUCUUGAAAGCAAAUGUAUUCCUCUCAAAACUCUGCUCCCACACUCAAAAAGUUCCUUCUUGUUCUCAAAUAUAUUCUUCUUCCUUCCAAACCUCUGCUCCUCUUCUCAGGUUUAGUGUUGCAGGGUUAAAUCUCCUGCACUCGAGCUCGGUCUAGUUUCCCCACACUCUGACACGUUCUAUGCUCUUUCAAAACUUGUGCUUUUGGAUAUUUUUUUUUUCCUCUCUUGGGUUGCUGAAUGAGCAGUCUGUCAAACAUCCUCCAGCCAAUAGAAUGCUAGAUAAAUGCUGACCAAGCAAAUCAUCACCGCCUUCUUCAGGGUGCACUUGUUCAAAUGUGUGGUUUAACAUUAGAAUGUGUAUUUACAAAAAUUUGGUAUAUUUAACCUGAAAACAGCAGAAUUGUGAAACUUGACUGCAAAACUUGGAAAUUACCUCCAUAGUUUAACUGAGUUCAAUAUUAAACCUGCAAACUUGAAGUAGCAUGGACUCACAGAUCAAGUGUCACUUUUGUACUGGCACUAGCUCACAGAAAAGAGAGCACUUUAAAGUGUAUGCCAUAAAUGUAUUUAUUAAAAUGUGCAUUUAAAAGCUGAGUCUUGUCAUUG